UGCUAGUCUCGGGUGCCGCCCACUUCCGCGGGCACCCAGCCGUGCGUCGCUGCGUGCUGACGUCAGGCGCGUGCCCCUGUCCGGCAGUCGAGGAGACCCCGCGCAGUGCUGCCAACGCCCCGGUAAGAGAAGCUGAGGUCAUCAUCAAAUUUGAAAUAUAUAAAGUGAUACGAAACUGCUUCAGCAAUGCAGACAAUUAAGUGUGUUGUUGUGGGUGAUGGUGCUGUUGGUAAAACAUGUCUUCUGAUAUCCUACACGACAAACAAAUUUCCAUCGGAGUAUGUGCCAACUGUUUUUGACAACUAUGCAGUCACAGUUAUGAUUGGUGGAGAGCCAUAUACUCUUGGACUUUUUGAUACUGCAGGGCAAGAAGACUAUGACAGAUUACGGCCGCUGAGUUAUCCACAAACAGAUGUAUUUCUAGUCUGUUUUUCAGUGGUUUCUCCAUCCUCAUUUGAAAAUGUGAAAGAAAAGUGGGUGCCUGAGAUAACUCACCACUGCCCAAAGACUCCUUUCUUGCUUGUUGGGACCCAGAUUGAUCUCAGAGAUGACCCCUCUACUAUUGAGAAACUUGCCAAGAACAAACAGAAGCCUAUCACUCCAGAGACUGCUGAAAAGCUGGCCCGUGACCUGAAGGCUGUCAAGUAUGUGGAGUGUUCAGCACUCACACAGAAAGGCCUAAAGAAUGUAUUUGAUGAAGCAAUAUUGGCUGCCUUGGAGCCUCCAGAACCGAAGAAGAGCCGCAGGUGUGUGCUGCUAUGAACAUCUCUCCAGAGCCCUUUCUGCACAGCUGGUGUUGUCAUCGUACUAAAAGCAAUGUUUAAAUCAAACUAAAGAUUAAAAAUUAAAAUUCAUUUUUUUUGCAAUAAUGACAAAUGCCCUGCACCUACCCACAUGCACUCGUGUGAGACAAGCCCAUAGAUAUGCUCCCCUUCCCCUUCUCAGUACUAGUUAAUUUUGAGUACUUGUGUAUUGUCAGAAAAGUGAUCAGUACUACUAGUUUCUGUUAUGUUGUUUGAAAAAAAUUUUGUUGUUUUUGUUUAAAAGCAAGGCAUGCUUGUGAUGACUCUGUAACAGACUAAUUUGGUUUAUUGAAGCUGCUCCUGGGUUCCACUCUGGAGAGUAGUCUGGGACAUACAGGUUCCCUCCCUUUUUUUUUUUUUUUUUUUUUUUUUGUGUGUGUGUGUGUGGGGGGUUGUUUUUAAUUAGUCAUUAAAAAAAAAAUCAUAAACUAUUAGCCCUUAAGGGGAGGAGCAUGGAUUGAUUCCACAUUCCACUCCUAGAUUUCUUUUAGAAAACAUGUUCCCCAUCUGGUGCUCUUAGGAAGGAGUAUAGCAAAUGCCUCAUUUAAUAACUGACUCCUUUUUGAAAGUUGCCUUUUCUCUCCACCCUUAAGUAGGCCCAGCAUUUGAUAAAACUCAUGUAAGCAGGUAGAACCUGUCUUACCCUUCCUUUUUCCUAGGAUGCACACUAUAAGUGACUGACUUUCAAGGAAAAUUGUUUGCCAUUUAAUUUUUUUUUUCUUGGAAGUUAAUUUCUAACUUCUUUCACUGAUAAAUGAAGAGUAUUGCACCUUUGAAAUACACCAAAAUGGAUUGAGUACAUAAUUUAAUAACAUUUUUCCCCGUCAGUCAUUGUCUUGUAUGCUUAGCAUAGACAUGCAGCUUAAUAGUAUAUGAUAUAGUAUUACUAGAACACAGCCGAAGACUGCAUCGAGGAAAUAUCAGGGGUGGUGCUAGAAGACAGAUGUCUGUGGAAUGAUUCACAUCCUCUUUCAAGUUGUGAGGAUAGAGACCUGCUUCAUUAAGAAGCUGGGGAUGGGGGUGGGGGGGUGGGGGGUGGGGAGAACAUUUAAAAACAUGGGACCAAUCGGGACUUAACUUGUUUUGCGUAUGAGGAACCCUAGAGCAGCCAUCUGAGGCUCUCUGGUUUAGUAAAAACUAUGGAGAGAGUCUUAUAAAGACUCUUCCUAAGUGUUAAAAGAAACUUUCAUCAGCUCAUUUUGGUUGCAGUUUCCAAUUUUUAAAAAUAUUUAGGUAAUCUUUUCCACCUUCCCCCAGUCCUAAUUCUUGUAGAUUCAUUAGUGUUGAACCAAUGCUUUCUCAUGUCUCAAUUCUUUGUAUAUGCAUUCUUUUCAGAUGUAUUAAACAAAAACCCUUCACAAUCCUG
This is a messenger RNA of Erinaceus europaeus (western European hedgehog), 2169 nucleotides long. RefSeq names its product cell division cycle 42 (gene CDC42). Gene Ontology annotation, biological process: small GTPase-mediated signal transduction; modification of synaptic structure. The transcript has 6 exons. Gene Ontology annotation, molecular function: GTPase activity; GTP binding. NCBI's taxonomy places the organism in Eukaryota, Metazoa, Chordata, Mammalia, Eulipotyphla, Erinaceidae. The record is from RefSeq and is a predicted model, not a curated record. Gene Ontology annotation, cellular component: dendritic spine. The coding region runs from base 187 to 762 and encodes 191 amino acids.